Molecule: messenger RNA, 303 nt
Organism: Strongylus vulgaris
Lineage: Eukaryota; Metazoa; Nematoda; Chromadorea; Rhabditida; Strongylidae
Source: the annotation of a GenBank genome assembly
AUGCCGUUUCGAGUACCUUCGCUCGAUGAUGUACGGGUACCUCCAACAGAAAGCAGUCGUUUUGAUGGCAUCUACGAUUGGGCCGGAGAAUCUGACACACUUUUCAUGGGCCGUUUGCUACAUAUUCUCGCUGUUCUCUCUGCCAAUGUCGUCUAUCGACAAGCUUUGCCAGUCAUCAAACUCAUGUUAGUGGCAGGCGUCAUCAGCACUUCAUUGGAGGUUUGUCUGAUGCAAAUUCAUCUUCGAGAGGCCGACGGCGACCUCAAGAGGCCGGGCAAAGGUCCGGGCAAACUCCUAGUAUGA